Molecule: messenger RNA, 666 nt
Organism: Priceomyces carsonii
Lineage: Eukaryota; Fungi; Ascomycota; Pichiomycetes; Serinales; Debaryomycetaceae
Exons: 1
Coding region: 1-666 (221 amino acids)
Cellular component (GO): extracellular exosome; endoplasmic reticulum-Golgi intermediate compartment
Molecular function (GO): calcium ion binding
Source: RefSeq, a predicted model, not a curated record
AUGCACUUGAAGGCCGUUUUGUAUGCAUUUAUGGUGCUAGGAGCAGUGGCUCACGGCUCAAAUGAUGACGUUCAGAUAAGACCAAAGGAUUUAAGUUGGACAAACUGGCAUAUGCUUGAAGAACACAAACUUGAUUCGUAUGAUGCAGAUUCUUUCUUUAAGAUUCAUGAUUUGCAUAAUACUGGAAUAUGGACCAGAAAAGAUAUCCUCAACAUGUAUGGGAUACUCAGUGAUUCAGUGGUUGGCGACGGAUCUGGAGGUGGAGAGCACUCUCACAACAAAGAAGAUCUCAGCAACGAAGCUAAGGAUCACGUAGUCAAAACGGUUUUGGGGCUAAUGGACACAAAUGGCGAUGGUCAAGUUUCCUUGGACGAGUGGAAAGCAUUUGUGGCCAGCGGAGGAGAACUUCCCGAUUUUGGAUAUGGUCCUGGGCAUCAUUUGGACUUCGAAGCAGAGUAUGAGGAACACCAUUGGAACGAAUACCACAGAGACAACGACCCAGACGUUCUUGUAAAGCACGAAGAGGAUAUUGAACACGAGCUAUUACAUCACGACCAUGAAGUUGAGCAGAGCCAUGGACAUUCUCCCGAAAUUAGAAAACUAACCAGGUCUUACUUAACAAAAGUCAGGCUACAGAAUAUCCCAUCCAAAUUCUUGAAUAACUAG